GAGCAUGGUGUGUGUGUGUGGGGGGUCAUGCCAAGAGUGACCAAGAGGUUAGUUUGUUCAGACGUGGCCGACCACCCUUAAAUGGGGAGAAAGGGCAGGAGCACAGGCAGAAAGCCACCGACUGAGAGCACCGAUCCCCAGCAUACCCCAAGGGGAACCCUGGGGUGUAUAAAAUACACGGCACUGUCAGGUGACGCCCCUCCACCCUUUAGUACAGCCAGCUCGGGUAACCUCCCUUCUGCCUCUCCCUCUUUCUAGAGCAAUGCCGAAGCCCCCAGUGCUUCCGCCAUGCUGCCCCGCCAGCCUGGGCUAUGUCGCCGAGCCGUGCUCCCUGGCGGGGCAGUUACACCAGCACGCGACUGAGGGCAGGCUCAAGAAGGCCAAGAGGCUGCUGAAGAGAGGGGUGGAUGUGGACGGCCAAAACACAGCUGGACAGACAGGUCUCUUCGUCGCCGCACUGCUGGGACACACCGCGGUCGCCCGGCUCUUCCUCCGGUUCAGAGCAGAUCCCAACCACCGGUGUUUCGAUGGCAGCACCCCUGUCCACGCCGCCGCCUUCUCCUGCCAGCGGCCCCUCUUCGCCCAAGUCCUGGAGGCGGGGGGUGACCUGAGACGCCAUGAUCAGCAGGGCAGGACCCCCCAGGACUGGGCCGAACAAGCUGGGAGUGACCAGAAUGCCGAGGUACCUAUGCAAUCGAGGUGGGCGGCCUCCAGUGCUUAAUUGGUAAUGACAGAGGUGCCUGGGCUCAAGCAAUUUUUGUAUACUCACAACCGAUGCAGGAAGCCCAGAGACACCGGGGCUCUGAACCGCCCGGCCCGGGGGCACCGGGGCUCUGAACUCCCAGUCCCGGAGGUGCCGGGCUCUGAACCGCCCAGCCCAGAGGCGCCGGGGCUCUGAACCGCCUGGCCUGGAGGUGCCAGGCUCUGAACCGCCCAGCCCAGAGACGCUGGGGCUCUGAACCACCAGGCCCGGAGGUGCCGGGCUCUGAACCGCGCAGCCCAGAGACGCUGGGGCUCUGACCCGCCCGGCCCGGAGGCGACGGGGCUCUGAACCGCCAGGCCCAGAGGUGCCGGGCUCUGAACCGCCCAGCCCAGAGACGCUGGAGCUCUGAAUUGCCAGGCCCAGAGGUGACGGGCUCUGACCCGCCCGGCCCGGAAGCGACGGGGCUCUGACCCGCCCGGCCCGGAAGCGACGGGGCUCUGAACCACCAGGCCAAGAGGUGCCAAGGCUCAGCCCUGGCAAGCCCUGGCACAAAUUAAGCACUGGGGGCCUCUGUAUGGGAUAAGGAGCUUAGCCUGAAUUGUCUGCCUGUCGCCCCCUCCAGGUGCUGGCAUUCAUUCAGCAGUGCCGUGCCCGAAUGGUGGGGCUGACUCAGCAUGGGGAGCAGGGAGCCACACAGACGCUUUCCAGCAGGGUAGGGGGCUCGCCACGCAGCCCGCGUUCCUUCUUCUCCUCCCUGUCCUCCCUGCUCUCUGCCUCCUUCUGGUAAGACCCCCUCCCCACAAAGCUGGGGUUCUGACAGUGCAGCAGCUCCCAGCAUGCAUUGCUCCAUCUUGAUCCCAGCAGCCAUUCUGAUGUGAGUGGAUGGGAGGUAGCGCAUGAGGUUACCAUCCCCGUCAUGCACUGCUCCGAUGAGACUCAGGUAAUGUAGCAUGUAAUGCUCUAUCGCAGGGGUAGGCAACCUAUGGCACGCGUGCCGAAGGCGGCACACGAGCUGAUUUUCAGUGGCACUCACACUGCCCAGGUCCUGGCCACCGGUCCAGGGGGCUCUGCAUUU
This is a messenger RNA of Chrysemys picta bellii (western painted turtle), 1778 nucleotides long. Lineage: Eukaryota; Metazoa; Chordata; Testudines; Emydidae. The record is from RefSeq and is a predicted model, not a curated record.